Mandrillus leucophaeus (drill) is the source of this 1718-nucleotide messenger RNA. It is a transcript of the gene GPR18, whose product is annotated as G protein-coupled receptor 18. The transcript has 3 exons. Gene Ontology annotation, biological process: positive regulation of Rho protein signal transduction; phospholipase C-activating G protein-coupled receptor signaling pathway. Gene Ontology annotation, cellular component: membrane. Gene Ontology annotation, molecular function: G protein-coupled receptor activity. The record is from RefSeq and is a predicted model, not a curated record. Lineage: Eukaryota; Metazoa; Chordata; Mammalia; Primates; Cercopithecidae. Bases 558 to 1553 code for a protein of 331 amino acids.
AGUACAAUGUCACAUUGCAGACUCUUGGCCUGGGGUCCCAUAGGACUUCAGUGGCUCCAGGACUGAUUUCACUGCCAUCACUUAUAUAUGAUGAUGCAGACUUCAAGCAUCAAAGUACACAAACUGAAGAAACUUCGUCCUUUGUAUAUAAUUCUCUUAAAUAUAUGCCAUCAUUUCAAGGGGAAUUUAUGCUAAGUGUGACUUCAUAAACAAAUCAUUUGUGAGAGAGAAAAACCACAUCCAGGGUAAAGUCAUAAGGUGAAAAAGCCUAUUUCAGAGAGCACUUCCUGAAAGAGACAAAGCAGCAAUUACAGGCAGCCCAGCACCAACUCCCAUGCCAAGCAUUACACUGGAAACUACUUUUUAAAGCAACAAAAGAGUCUAAAACAAAAUAAAACAUUUCUUAAACACACUGUUUCCAGAAAGAGCUAUUUUAACAGAAACAACUCAAAGAUAUCCCUUCGACAGAAGUGGAAGUGCUGAAAAAUGUUCAUCUCUCAUACAGACUUCUGAUGGACAGGAGUUUCUAAGUAUCAUGCCCACCAACAAGCUGUAAAAUGAUCACCCUGAACAAUCAAGAUCAACCUGUCCCUUUUAACAACUCACAUCCAGAUGAAUACAAAAUUGCAGCCCUUGUCUUCUAUAGCUGUAUCUUCAUAAUUGGAUUAUUUGUUAACAUCACUGCAUUAUGGGUUUUCAGUUGUACCACCAAAAAGAGAACCACUGUAACCAUCUACAUGAUGAAUGUGGCAUUAGUGGAUUUGAUAUUUAUAAUGACUCUACCCUUUCGAAUGUUUUAUUAUGCAAAAGAUGAAUGGCCAUUUGGAGAGUACUUCUGCCAGAUUCUUGGAGCUCUUACAGUGUUUUACCCAAGCAUUGCUCUAUGGCUUCUUGCCUUUAUUAGUGCCGACAGAUACAUGGCCAUUGUGCAGCCGAAGUAUGCCAAAGAACUUAAAAACACGUGCAAAGCCAUGCUGGCGUGUGUGGGAGUCUGGAUAAUGACCCUGACCACAACCAUCCCUCUGCUAUUGCUUCAUAAAGACCCGGAUAAAGACUCCACCCCCGCCACCUGCCUCAAGAUUUCUGACAUCGUCUAUCUAAAAGCUGUGAAUGUGCUAAACUUCACUCGACUGACAUUUUUUUUCUUGAUUCCUUUGUUCAUCAUGAUUGGGUGCUACUUGGUCAUUAUUCAUAAUCUCCUUCAUGGCAGGACGUCUAAGCUGAAACCCAAAGUCAAGGAGAAGUCCAUAAGGAUCAUCAUCACACUGCUGGUGCAGGUGCUUGUCUGCUUUAUGCCCUUCCACAUCUGUUUCGCUUUCCUGAUGCUGGGAACGGGGGAGAACAGUUACAGUCCCUGGGGAGCCUUUACCACCUUCCUCAUGAACCUCAGCACAUGUCUGGAUGUGAUUCUCUACUACAUCGUUUCAAAACAAUUUCAGGCUCGAGUCAUUAGUGUCAUGCUAUACCGUAAUUACCUUCGAAGCAUGCGCAGAAAAAGUUUCCGAUCUGGUAGUUUACGGUCACUAAGCAAUAUAAACAGUGAAAUGUUAUGAAUAAUAGAAAGGUUCUUUAUCUCAAUCCCAUCAAAAUUCACUUCACUAACUACUCUGGCAUCAAUGGAUAUUCUGUAAAAUAUAUCAAGUCCCUUUUCUCUUGAAAAAAAUAAAUUCAUUAUCUUCAUUUUUAAAACUUAUAUAAAACAUUUUUGUGAAUUAUUC